CAAUACACUUUUCUCAAUCAGAUCAACAACAUUCCCUUUCCAUCAAAACCAGGAGCAGGAACAGGCACAACAUAAAAAAGAUCAUCGACGAUCAUAUCUGAACACACAAAAACGCUAUUCAAUUACGUAUACCUCUUUCUACAAACAUUUAAAGUUUAGACGACUCAGCUUUCAAUUCAUCAUCAACUUUUCGAACUCCCACUUUCACCUUUACAACGCCCAUCAAAAAGCAAUCUUGAACGGAUUCGUCAGAUAUACCAAUCACAUACAACAUGUCUUCCUCGCAUACAGCCCAUAGCUCAGGCUCAAACGUCGUUGGCGUUCAUUAUCGCGUUGGCAAAAAGAUCGGAGAAGGAUCAUUUGGUGUGAUUUUUGAAGGUACAAAUUUGCUCAACAGUCAAACGGUAGCCAUCAAAUUCGAACCUCGCAAGAGUGACGCACCUCAAUUGCGAGACGAAUACAGAACAUACAAAAUCCUAGCAGGAUGUCCAGGUGUACCACAAGUAUACUACUUUGGUCAAGAAGGACUGCAUAAUAUCCUCGUUAUCGAUCUAUUGGGACCAAGUUUGGAAGACCUGUUUGAUAUGUGUGGAAGGAAGUUUAGCAUCAAGACUGUCGUCAUGACAGCCAAACAAAUGAUCACACGAGUUCAAACGAUUCACGAAAAGAAUCUGAUCUAUAGAGAUAUCAAACCUGAUAAUUUUUUGAUCGGAAGACCAAUGACAAAAGCUGCAAACACCAUUCACGUUGUCGACUUUGGUAUGGCAAAACAAUAUCGUGAUCCAAAGACUAAACAACAUAUUCCUUAUCGUGAACGCAAGAGUUUGAGUGGAACUGCACGAUACAUGUCCAUCAACACUCACUUGGGUCGUGAACAAUCAAGACGUGAUGAUUUGGAGGCUUUGGGACAUGUGUUUAUGUACUUUUUGCGUGGUGGCCUACCAUGGCAAGGAUUAAAAGCUGCAACAAACAAGCAAAAGUACGAAAAGAUCGGGGAGAAGAAACAAAGCACACCAAUCAAAGAACUUUGCGAAGGAUUCCCAGAAGAAUUUGGAAUCUAUCUCAAUUACGUGCGCAAGCUUGGAUUUGAGGAAACACCUGACUAUGACUUUUUGCGUGAAUUGUUGAGCAAAGCACUACACGGUGAAGUGGACGACGGUGUUUAUGAUUGGAUGAUGUUAAACAACGGUAAAGGUUGGGAAGCAGGAACGCAUCGUGAUCGCGAUCGUCAUCGUGAUAUGCGCGCAUCACAAGUCCCACAAAAUGCACAACAAGCAACCGCCGGACGUAAUGAAUCCAAACAAGCACGUAAAUCUGGUGUACCACAACAAUCUGGAGGUGAUGGAACAGCGCAAAACGGACGUGCAGCUCAACUAAGGGCGGAACAUCAUCAAUUCAGUCAAAGUGCAUCAGGAUAUGGCGGUGUUGGACAGGCAUCAAAUGUUGCCGUUCAUGAUGCACCAGGAGUGAAUUCGACCCCAAAUGGUAACUCACGCGAACAAAGUCAUCACAACGCACUUUCGCCGAGCAAUGUCAACGUUAAUAGCUCUGGCGGUAUUGAAGGAGGAAGAAGAUUGGACGAUCGUGGACCGGUCGCUGGAGGCAUGGGUAACGGAGAAGGACAUCCGGCUGAAAGACUUUCGUUUGGACAGAAGCUUGUUCGAGUUUUGACAUGUCGUUGUGCUUGAUCAAGAUUUUGACGUUUAUGAUCAACGCAUAGCAAUUUACUCGAUAAAACUUGCUCUUCAAUUGUGUUCCUUUCUUUUUCUUCCUUUCUCUUUCUUUCCAUCAGUUAUCCCUCUCACCCAUCAUUCUUUCAUCAUCAAUGAAGUCAAUCUCUUCAUCUCGUAAAACUCAUGGUUUUCCUAACGUCAUUUUCCCUUUCUUUCUCUUGUGUUCGAGCAAUAAUAUACAUUAUCAUUAACCUAAGGC
Meira miltonrushii is the source of this 1932-nucleotide messenger RNA. Its product is annotated as putative casein kinase I. NCBI's taxonomy places the organism in Eukaryota, Fungi, Basidiomycota, Exobasidiomycetes, Exobasidiales, Brachybasidiaceae. The record is from RefSeq and is a predicted model, not a curated record. Gene Ontology annotation, cellular component: cytoplasm; nucleus. The coding region runs from base 273 to 1688 and encodes 471 amino acids. The transcript has a single exon. Gene Ontology annotation, biological process: endocytosis; signal transduction; peptidyl-serine phosphorylation. Gene Ontology annotation, molecular function: protein serine/threonine kinase activity; ATP binding.